Molecule: messenger RNA, 1340 nt
Organism: Colletotrichum acutatum
Lineage: Eukaryota; Fungi; Ascomycota; Sordariomycetes; Glomerellales; Glomerellaceae
Product: zinc-binding dehydrogenase
Exons: 1
Coding region: 193-1200 (335 amino acids)
Cellular component (GO): mitochondrion
Molecular function (GO): oxidoreductase activity
Source: RefSeq, a predicted model, not a curated record
CACAGUAUCUACAUAAGUGUAUUUGAGUUCGAUGAUGCUAUUUCCAUGAGUAAGGUAGGCUCCGGGUAUUUUUACAUAUCUUAAAAAGCCUCCCGGUGGUCUCUUGUCCUUAAGCCCAGACGUGUAUCUCUUCGACUGUCCAGAUUCUAGUCUCGUCAAAUCCUCACCACCAUCUUUUUCCUUACCGCCACAAUGACGAGCAUCCGCAAAGUCAUCAUCUCCCAAUACGGCGACGUCGACGUGAUCAAAGUGGUCACAGAUGUCUGCCCACCGCCGCCCCCAGGUGAAAUCCAAAUCGCCACCGAAUACUCUGGCUUCUCCGGCGCCGACGUCAACAUGCGCAAGGGCAUCUACCCCUUCAUGAAGAAAGCGCCCCUCACGCCAGGCUACUGUCUUGUCGGCACCGUCCGCGCCCUAGGCGAGGGCUCCAAGAACUUCCAAAUCGGCGACGUCGUCGCCGUCCUGACCAAAUACGACUCCGAGGCGGAGCUGGUCAACCAGCCGGAGAAGUACUGCAUCCGCGUGCCCGACGGCGUUGAUCACCGCCAGGCGACGGCGCUCAUCUGCGACUGGAAUACCGCGUACGGCAUGGUGAUGCACUCGGCGAGGGUGUCCAAGGGCCAGCGGGUGUUUGUGCACGGGAUGAGCGGCGCCGUGGGGUUCGCGCUCAUGAAGCUCGCGCAGCUGCAGGGCGCGACGGUGUACGGUACCGCGAGCCAGCGGAACCACAUUGACGUCCGGCGUGAGGGCGGGAUCCCCUUUGUCUACAGCGACAAGAACUGGAUGAAGGAGAUGAACGCACUGGGCGGCGCGCAUGCCGUAUUUGAUCCGCUUGGCUUUGAGAGCUUUGACGAAAGCUACUCCAUCCUCGCGGAAGACGGCACACUCGUCGGGUUCGGGAAUAACAAGGCUUCGUUGAACGAGGGUGCUCCUCCACGGAACCCGACGGGUGCGCUGUUGAAGUUGUUUGCGAGGAAUUUGAACUUGUUGACGAAGAGGAGCACGACUUUCUAUGCGUUGAACAGGGACUCUGCGACGUAUGUGCCUAAUGUCACAGCGUUGUUGGAUAUGUUGAGGACGGGGACGAUUACGGUGCCAAUCAAGUGUGUAUGGGACAUGGAGGAUAUUCAGACUGCGCAUCGGCAGUGGGGUGGUGGGAGCGGUGUUGGAUCUUUGUUAAUCAAGGUGGCCAAGAACUAGUGCCUGGCAAGAGGUUAUUAGGAGAUCUUGUCUUUGUUCACGACUCAGAGUGCGUUUUUGAUAUUGAGGAGUUUGGGUAGAAUCUACAGUCGUAGUGCGUAAAUGACCUCGUUCUUACACAAGUUGAAAUUACAUUAUCA